This is a messenger RNA of Anopheles coustani, 2099 nucleotides long. RefSeq names its product probable splicing factor, arginine/serine-rich 7 (gene Srp54). Gene Ontology annotation, molecular function: RNA binding. The record is from RefSeq and is a predicted model, not a curated record. The transcript has 2 exons. Gene Ontology annotation, cellular component: nucleoplasm. Bases 138 to 1814 code for a protein of 558 amino acids. NCBI's taxonomy places the organism in Eukaryota, Metazoa, Arthropoda, Insecta, Diptera, Culicidae.
GACUGACAUUUUCUUUUUUCGCACGCUUUGCCGUACCCGCUGAAAAUUCCCAGAAAAUUGUGAUUUUCGCCAAAUAAACUUAACUGAAACCGUUUGCAAAAAGCGCGUCCCUCCGGGACGGUGUGUGGUGUACCACAAUGGCCGGCGGUUCGGGCUCCAAGGUGGUGCAAAUCACCAAUAUAGCCCCGCAAGCCACCAAGGACCAGAUGCAGACGCUUUUCGGCACGGUCGGUAAGAUUGACGAGAUCCGGCUGUAUCCGACCAUCCGCGAUGUGUCAUGUCCGGUCGUGUCCCGCAUUUGCUAUGUGAAGUACUUCGAAAGCAGCUGCGUUGCGGUCGCCCAACACCUUACCAAUACGGUAUUCAUCGACCGAGCUCUGAUCGUCAUACCCGUGCAAGGUGGUAUGAUUCCGGACGAGUAUAAGGCGCUUGAAAUGGCGGCCAACGGUACGCUGGUGCCCGGUCUGCACAGCAUCAACGCUCCUUCGAAGCUUCCGCCGGAGGUGGUAAAUCGGAUCGACGGCAUGAUACCGAAUCAGGUGGUCAAGACGAUCGACCCGAAGCUGGAGGAGCACGGCCUACCUGAGUAUCCACCGUUGCCGGUAAACUUUGACGCUAAGAAGAUCGAGGAAACGCGCCGCACCGUUUUGGUGUUGGACAUUCGCUCCGAUUGGCGUUUGGAGGAGCUGAUGGAACACUUCAAGCCGGCCGGUGAAAUUAAGUACGCCCGCUACGCCGAGAACGAACGCAGCCGGUUUGCUUUGCUGGAGUUUUGCGACCAGCGGAACAUCGUGAAUGCAUUAAAAAUGCACGGUACCGAGUUUCGGGGCUACCGCUUGAACGUGCACCAUUCAACGCAACCGAUCGUCAAGCCGGAAGCGAAGAGCAACGAAGCGGCCCAGAAGGAAAUCGAAGAAGCGAUGUCGAUCGUAAAGGAAGCGCAAAGCAUGAUAUCGGCUGCAAUCGAACCCGUGAUGAGCAUAUUUUCGAAGGAUAAAGCCGGAAGCCGACGCCGGUCCCGCUCCCGGUCUCGUUCGAAGGAGCGUCGUUCAUCGCGAUCCCGUUCUCGGAAGCGCUCUAAGUCACGCAGCAAACGGUCGCGAUCCCGCAAGCGUUCUCGAAGCCGAUCGAAACGUUCCCGCUCCCGGCGUUCACCAUCACGCAGCAAACGUUCGAGGUCGAAAUCGAAACGUUCACCGUCUCGCAGCAAACGGUCCCGUUCACGAUCCAAACGUUCUCGUUCGCGCGACCGACGUAAACGUUCGCGCUCGCGCCGCCGCAGCCGCACGCGUUCCCGCGAACGAUCGUCCCGUGCUAGACGCUCUCGAUCACGUUCCAAGAAACGCUCCCGUUCUCGGGAGCGCCGUGAGCGCAGCCGGGACCGCAAGAAGUCGCACCGCAACAAAGAGGAACGUCGCCGACGCUCGCGGUCGCGGUCACGCAGUCGCAAACGGUCCACCUCUCGUAGUCGCGCGAGUCGCACGAAGGAUGCCACCGCCAAGUCAUCCUCCAAGCGCCGUAGCCGCACACCAUCGGACAAACGGUUGAAGAAAAUUUUGGAGGAAACCGUCAAUCGUGAUUACGACGCCGAGGAACGCAUGGCCGGAGCGAAUGUAGAGGACGACGCGGGCAGCCCUAGCAAGCAGUCGGCAUCACCACCGGCGGCCACCACCGGAAACGGAGGCUCAACAUCAUCUUCCUCCUCCUCGGGACCGGCAGCGGCAGCAACAGCUGGGUCGACAACCACCCGCGAGAAAACCGCCAGCCCGACGACGGAAAAGUCUGACAACAUGGACAUUUCGAACUCUCCGUAAACUCCUUCGAAUCGAAAAGCUUUCGAUUAAGCUCUUGAUGUUGGUGGUAUGCAUUAUGCACCCCUGAAAUUUGCUAUUACUUUCUUUUUCCAAAAGAUUCGCAAUAAUCGGUGGAAUGAGGCGUGGAAUUCUUUCGCUUCUUUACCGCUCCAGUACGUCUUAUUUACUGUCUGUCUGCGUCCAAGAUUAGAUUUAUGUAUUAAUCUAACUCCCCAAUAUGCGCUAGCCAGCGGGCGAGCAUAAUUCAAUAAUUUUUCUAAUAAAUCUCUUGCGACCUCAAACCAG